AAAUUGGAUUCAAAUCACACAGAGGAGAUUUUAUCUGCUACUAAAGAUGACUUUAUCACGUUCAGUUCUUGUCUUUAAUUACACAAGAGUACAUGUAAGAUGGCUGUCUCAGAUAAGAGGAGGUCACUUUUAGGGCUGACAUUCACUUGGGGAGGAGACUGUGAGGAAAUGAAAGUGUUCAAGUUCUGAAAUAAAACUGACAGGUUGGACUGAUAAAGGAAGACUUUAGAAGAGUUCACAUCUUCUCUCCAGUUCUCCUCUCAUACGUUUGACAAUCUGUUCACGAUGCAGCUUUAUGGAGCUCUGAUCCUGUUUCUGACUCUGUCUACAGCAUGUGGAUUAAGAUGCUACACAUGUGUAACCACCGACCCUAAAUCCUGCACAGACGUCCUACCUUGUCCUGACAGCUUCAAUCGUUGUUUCUCUCUGAAUUUUAACGGUGUAAUCACAAAGGGCUGCCAAAUCAGUAAUUUAUGUGUAAGCCCCAUGAGUUGCUGUGAAGGGGACUUGUGUAACAAUGCCAUACCUACUGGUCCCAGUGUCAUCCUCCUGCUGGUAUCCUCAGCCAUCAUCACUCUCUUUCUUUGAGGCUCUUCAGCAGCUACAGCUUAAAAUAUGUUGUUAUUUCUAUCCUGCACUUUUUUUUCUCACCCAACUUGUACAACUCAGGAAGAAUAAACAAUUUUUAAUGUAAAAGCUGUAAAUGACAUUGAAAUGACAACAGAUUGAUAUUCCUUCAAUAAAACCACAAUAUGA
Thunnus maccoyii (southern bluefin tuna) is the source of this 756-nucleotide messenger RNA. Its product is annotated as lymphocyte antigen 6G-like. Lineage: Eukaryota; Metazoa; Chordata; Actinopteri; Scombriformes; Scombridae. Bases 286 to 588 code for a protein of 100 amino acids. The record is from RefSeq and is a predicted model, not a curated record. The transcript is spliced from 3 exons.